Orcinus orca (killer whale) is the source of this 1193-nucleotide messenger RNA. It is a transcript of the gene PPY, whose product is annotated as pancreatic polypeptide. The transcript is spliced from 2 exons. Bases 736 to 1182 code for a protein of 148 amino acids. Gene Ontology annotation, molecular function: neuropeptide hormone activity; neuropeptide Y receptor binding. NCBI's taxonomy places the organism in Eukaryota, Metazoa, Chordata, Mammalia, Artiodactyla, Delphinidae. The record is from RefSeq and is a predicted model, not a curated record. Gene Ontology annotation, cellular component: extracellular region. Gene Ontology annotation, biological process: neuropeptide signaling pathway; feeding behavior.
GUCGGGGGGCUCUGAGGGGCUCGGGCUGGGAUGUGGGGAAGGAGCCGGUGCCUUGCAGGGCUGGGGGCCUCCGGAGGCCUGAGGUCCUACGUGGGUCCGGCUCUACAUCUGGACAAAUCCAGCACCCUGGAAGAGCAGCCUGCCGCUGACUAGAAGACUGCAAAUGUGCGGGGGGCAGGGGAUGGUGGCUGUGAACACAAGUCCAUGCGUGUGGCCGGCCUCUUGCUCACAGCGACAGGGGCUGUGGUGUUCUCUCCAGGACCCGCAUCAGCAUGUCUACCCCUGGCGGGGAGGCUGGGGAGGGUGGGAGGGCAGCACACCAAGAGGCAAUGGAUUCCUGCCCUUUGGUUCACAAGUCCAUUCUGUGUGCCCCCAACCUGCAGGGGAGCGGGCGUGCCCCUACUUCCCAGCAGCCCCUCUGCUCCAACUCCCACCCUGCACCUGCCUCUUCAGAGCCAUCAGGUCCUGGAUGUCAUGAGUCCUGUGUCUCUUGCCCCACGGCCCCACCUUCUCUGCUACACUUUUCUGCUCUGCCCGGGCCCUGGCUGAGCUCCGCCUGCUGCGCUGCUCCUGAGAGGGGCCGUCGUGCUCUCCAGGGCAGGCUCUAGGAGGAGGGGUGGUCAGGUCCCAGUAGCCCUUUGCUCUUCGUCCCAGGCUUGGAGAAAUGGGUGACGGGCUUGGGGCUGGGCAGGUGGGCUCCGUGCUGCCUCUGUCUCCCUGCUCCUUGCCCCUCAGAUGGCCGCCUCUCACUGCUGCCUCUUCCUGCUGCUUCUGUCCACGGGCGUGGCUCUGUUGCUGCGACCACCACUGGGUGCCCGGGGGGCCCCGCUGGAGCCAGUAUACCCGGGGGACAAUGCCACGCCGGAGCAGAUGGCCCAGUACGCAGCGGAGCUCCGCAGAUACAUCAACAUGCUGACCAGGCCCAGGUAUGGGAAAAGAGACAAAGAAGGCGCGCUGGACUUCUCGGAGUGUGGCUCCCCCCACGCAGCUCCCCCCAGGUGGGCUUGGUUCCCUGCCCUGUGUGUCCAGAUGCCUGGGGCGGAAACCGGGGUGUGUGUCAGGGGUGGGGGAGAACAGGGGCCUAGGGCUGGCCUGAGGUCUUCCGAGGGCACGAGGACUCCCCACUCAUGCUGCCACGCUCUGCCCUCUCCGCACAGGCAGCUCAGCCCGAGGGACUCGUAAAGCCACCUCCU